GGUGGAGGAGGAGGAGGAGGGAGAGGGUGGGGAGCUGGCUCUCUGGUCACCGGAGGUCAAGGUGGUGAAACUGGAAAAGGGCUCUCAAAGCCUGGGCUUCAGCAUUCUCGAUUAUCAGGAUCCCUUAGAUCUGACACGCACUGUGAUAGUGAUCCGCUCCUUGGUGGCUGGUGGAGUGGCUGAGAGCAGUGGAGGCCUUCUCCCAGGGGACCGGCUGGUCUUUGUGAAUGAUAAAUACCUGGAUGAUUGUAACCUGGCCCAAGCCGUGGAGGUUCUGAAGUCUGUGCCGCCUGGCGUGGUCUUCCUGGGGAUAUGCAAACCAUUAGUGCCUGAGAUGGAGGAAGUAGAGCAAGCAGACCUCACACACACAAGCCCCCAGAGGGAAGUGUCCAUAGAGAAAGAGCAAGCAGUCCACCCUGAUCUAGUCACUGCAGUGCUCCCAGCACCACAGGGAUUUGACGACGAAUCCUUUUUUCAAGAGGAGUUUGUGGACGAGCCAGAGGUAGCCCCCAGAAUUCCAUUCACAUUCCCCCAGACUCAAAACAGCAAUGAUAGCAGCUUGGAACUGCAGAAGAUGAAGCCACUGGAAAGGGAGAUGGUGGUGGAUGAAGAAUAUGAGGGAGAGAUGUCCGGGUUCGACUGUAUACAGAAAUACCUGCAGGAGGCAUGGGCCCAUGUGCAGCCGCUCCACAGCACCGAUGACUGGGAGGAAGAGCUGGUGGAUUCUUUUGACCCUCCUCCAACCUACAGCAGCUUUCACAGAGAGAAUGAAGAUGUAAGAGUCAUUUCUAAGCCCAGCCCUGAAUUUGGAUAUCGCAUGGAGAAUGACUCUGAGCACUCGGGGCUACUUGUGCAAAGUGCCGACCCUGAGGAGUGGCCAGGCACAGAGAGACAACUGGAGGAGGAGGAGGAGGAGGAAGAAGAAGGGGAGCCUGUUGAUGCUGUGGACGAGGAGCCUGCCCAGCCUCAGGCCUUACAGGCUAGACAUCUCACUAAGGACACCGUCACUGAGUUACCUGGUUUGCCUGUCAAGGAUGUGGACAAGCCCAGCCAGAGCCAGGUGGCGACUAUAGCAGCUCAUACUGCGGCGCAGAUCAAAACUCCAGCCAGUGAACUGCCUGAGAGAGAAGAAGGUGAAGGAGAGGAGACUCCAGCCUUUAGCCAUUGGGGACCUGCAAGAAGAGUGGAGGUCUGGCAUGAGCUCUCAGAGUCUCUUGGAAUCAGUAUUGUCGGGGGCAGGGCCGUGAUCAAAAGGCUGAAGAACGGGGAGGAGCUGAAGGGCAUCUUUAUCAAACAGGUCCUGGACGACAGUCCCGCUGGCAGGACCGGAGCACUCAAAACAGGAGACAAGAUACUCGAGGUUUCUGGAGUAGACUUACAGAAUGCAAGCCAUGGGGAUGCUGUGCAGGCCAUUAAAAACGGGGGGAAUCCUGUCAUCUUCGUGGUUCAGAGCUUGUCUUCUGCCCCCAGGACCCCUGCCUCAGGAGGAGCCCCUCCCCCAAUGAGACUCCCCCCUCCGUACAAAGAGCCAACUGUUCCUGCACUGCUGGGGCAGGAUGGGGCCAGCAACGGGGAUGAGCAUGACUCUGAGUGGGAGAAGAUCAGGCAGAGGUACGGGGAGCUGCCAGGGGAGCUUCACAUGAUUGAGCUGGAGAAGGACCAGCAUGGGCUGGGGCUGAGCCUGGCUGGGAACCGCGACCGCUCCCGAAUGAGUGUCUUUGUGGUGGGGGUGAACCCUGAGGGGCCAGCCGGGAGAGACAGCUGUCUCCACGUCGGGGAUGAGCUGCUCGAGAUAAACAAUCAGAUUCUGUAUGGGAGAAGCCACCAGCAUGCAUCCUCCAUCAUCAAGAGUGCUGCUCCCAAAGUCAAUCUCGUCUUUAUCAGGAAUAAAGAUGCUAUCAAUCAAAUGGCGGUGCCCCCCUUCCCAGGAUCCUCUGGUUCUCUCUCUUCAACAGAGUCUCCCAAGGCUCUUGUGCCUACCGAAAUCCUGGUAUCCCAAGCAACAGAGGAAUUCUCAGAGAACAGGAACAGCCCCAGUGAAGCUUUCAGUCAGGACCUGAACAGUGAAGAGGAUUCAGGGAGUGGCAUUCUGCUGAAAAACCUCAGUGAUGGAGAGGCAACAGCGAAGAAGGUCAAAUCAGCAGACAAAAGCAUGAUAGCGGAGAGUGAGAGUGCUGUGAUCCAACUCCCUGAGCAGGCUGCCAGCCUUCCAAAACCAUCAAAGAGCUCAGUUAAACUGACUCUGGACAGGAAUACAACGCCCCCCGCUGUGUCACAGCCUUCCUGCACUACACCUGAUCUGGAGUACUGUGGUCACAUGGAUCCAGCAACGUGCCCUAUUGUCCCAGGGCAGGAGACUGUUAUUGACAUUUCCAAGGGCUGUUCUGGACUGGGUCUCAGUAUUGUGGGUGGAAGAGACACACAGCUGGAUGCCAUUGUUAUCCAUGAGGUGUAUGAGGAGGGGGCUGCGGCUCGUGACGGCAGACUCUGGGCAGGAGACCAGAUCCUACAGGUGAAUGGUGUGGACCUGCGCAGUGCAACUCACGAGGAUGCCAUCUCAGCACUGCGGCAGACCCCACAGCAGGUGCGGCUCACAGUGUACCGGGAUGAGUCGCAGUACAAGGACGAGGAGAACCUGGACGUGUUCCUCCUGGAGCUGCACAAGAAGACAGGCCGGGGGCUAGGCCUCAGUAUCGUGGGCAAGCGCAAUGGGACAGGGGUGUUCAUCUCAGACGUGGUGAGGGGAGGUGCUGCUGACCUAGAUGGGAGGCUGAUGCAGGGAGAUCAGAUCCUCUCUGUCAAUGGGGAGGACAUGAGGACUGCUUCUCAGGAGACUGUUGCAGCAAUACUUAAGUGUGCGAAGGGCUUGGUCUCGCUGGAGCUGGGCAGACUGAAAGCUGCUUCGUGGAUUUCUUCAAGACGGACAUCUCAAGGGAGCCAGCUGAGCCAUGUGAGUGCUACCAGUAACCCCUCACAGUGUGGAUCAGCCCCCAGCAGCUCUCAGUCCCUCCCCAGUGCACAGCAAUCCUCUGCCGACGCUCCAGACAGGAACUCAGGACUUGACACUGGGCUGAGAACGGUGGAGAUAACACGGGGCCCCACAGAUGCUCUGGGGAUCAGUAUCGCGGGUGGGAAGGGCAGUCCACUAGGAGACAUUCCCAUCUUUAUCGCUAUGAUACAGGCCAGCGGAGUGGCUGCACGGACACACAGGCUUAAGGUGGGUGACCGGAUCGUCAGCAUAAACGGGCAGUCCCUGGAUGGCCUGACACACGGGGAGAUGGUUAAUCUGCUGAAGAACGCCUUCGGAAGCAUCACACUGCAGGUGAUAGCUGACACCAACAUCAGUGCCAUAGCCAGCCAGCUGGAGAGCAUGUCUGCUGGGUCUAACCUGAGCAGCACCCCUGACGUCCACACGGAGGAUCCAGAAACCUCUCAGCCCAAGAGGAUUGCCCUGGAGAAGGGCUCAGAAGGUCUGGGCUUCAGCAUCGUGGGAGGAUAUGGGAGUCCCCAUGGAGACCUGCCCAUAUAUGUCAAGACUGUCUUUGGCAAGGGGGCAGCGGCAGUUGACGGGAAAUUGAAGCGAGGAGAUCAGAUUCUGUCUGUGAAUGGAGAGAGUUUGGAAGGAGUCACCCACGAGCAGGCAGUCGCCAUCCUAAAAAGACAGAAGGGAUCAGUGACUCUGAUGGUCUUAUCCUAACCAACCCCACCUCUGCAACUACCAUAACCCUAACUCUAACCCUAACCCUCUGCCACUACCAUAGAUGGUACAGUUAUAAUGGAAUUUGGAAUCCAUUUAGUUUAGAGAUACACAGGCUUUCCUCAAUGUGCAGACUCGUAUUACAACAAGCAUUGUUCUGGGUGUUUCUCUGUUUUCACUACACUAGUGUCCAUCACAGACUUCACUACUGCUUUAAAGCAUGCGUUAAGCUGCAUAAACAUGUAAUGCUAUUUUUAGUCAAAAUUCAACCCCUAUUUUAGUAUCUUGAUUUAAAUACACAAAUUGCUAUUCAUUGCAAUGGUACACAUUUUCUGAAUGGGAAACGAGUCAGUGCUCUGGAAAGGGGUGUAAAAACGUACAUUAUUUACUGGAUUUUAAGGUUUUACUGAAAUGUAGUAUGUCAUUUGUAGAUACUCCCUUACACCCCCCCCCUUGAUACCCCUCUUGUUACACCCAUAGCAACCGGACUGAUUCAUUAACACUAGUACUGCUCCUGGGCGCAGAAGAAAGGAAUAUCCACUAGAAACUGUCGUCAGGGAUUCAGAUGAUUUAAGGGCAUUUGUCCAGCACUCCCAACUUUCACCUCCCGAACUCAACACCUCUCCAACAUCAACCAGCCAUGACCCUAACCCAACCCUAACCUUACUCAACUUCAAUCCUAACCCUGACCCAAUCCCUAACCCUAACCCUAACCCUAACCCCCUUUAGAAUCACCUGAUGCCCUGCGGACAGUUUCUAGUGGAUAAUCAUCCUUUGUGCUGCCUCCCGGGCCCAGUAAAAAAUAUUUCUGCAAAUAGAAAUGGAUUCCAAAAUCCCAUGUGAGGAACAACAUUGAAUUGUUUAACCUAUGCUGAUAAGAAUUGCCCACCUUUUUAAAUGGGAUCUGUUAAAAAUACAGCUAUUCUGAUUGGGUGAUCAUUGGUGUCAAUGUAUUUAAAAGGUGAUUUAAAAAUCUUGAAAGUAUGACUGAGCUGACAUUGAACUUGCUGGAGCUUCCAUGAGGUACUUUACAAAUGGCAUUCCUAAACGUACAAUACAAACUGUCAUUACCAAGAGGCUGGCGUGUUUGUCACUGUGAAAUAAUGGGUGCAACGCUUACUGGCGUACAAACAUUUCUUUACAGUAAUUAUAGCUAACAAAAUAAGUCCACAAAAUGUCUCCACUGUGCACAUCUAUUCAUUUCAUAGGUCUCAGAUGUGCAGUUUGGAAAGAAAUACAUGUUAAAGCAAACCCUUUCACUGUCUUCUUUCCUGUCAAUAACCAAUCAGUACUUCCCCUAUUAACUGAAAUGCUUUCAGAAACUGCUGAGGUGAAAUGAGCCAGGGAGUACAAGCGUAAAUAGAUAACUGCAGAAAAAGACGCAGAAAUGUUAAUCUAAAGUAGUACCAGAUACCAUGUUUAGAAAUGUACAUACAAGUGUGCUUUAGCAUAUGUUUAUUUUACAGCUGCACAUUUAAGACGUGUGCUGAAUGGAAUGAAGAUUUCUGGAGUGAUUCUGUUAGUUACAAUUACUUUAAGUGUGCCCUGAUGGGUGAAAUGAGGAGUGGGAGGGGAUAGUACCAAGGAAGCAUUUAUAACCAGUAUUACAACUUUAGUGGUGAUUUUAUAAUUUAUUGUUUUAUUCUAAGACUGACAUUCCUAGUUUGCCAAGAAACUUUAAAACAGUUGUAUUUCUAGCUGACAUCUUUAUCUAGUGUUUUGCCUCUACCCAGAUCAGCAGCUUGGCUCAGUCUUCGUAUUCGAAUAACAGGGCUGAUGGCUCUUAGAUUUUUAGCUGAUACUGGACCAGUGGCCCUUGGCAGCUCUUCUGUUGAAGGGAAGUCUUGCUGUAUCAGUGGGGUAGACAUUCAAGAAAUGGAUGAGACCCCUCAGUCCUUUUUAAAUAAUUCAAAGUGAAAUUUAAGACUGAAUAUUAAUUGUUUUUGAGGUUUCUUGAGAAAGUUUACACUAGAUUGGCUAAGAAUACAAUACUUUUAAAGCAUAUUGCCUCUAUUCCACAUAAUCACUGGGAAAGUGGUAGAAAAAUCUGUCAUUUUAGUUCCUUCAUGUUAUGAUAUUAUGUGUUUGUAAAAUGAACAUUGCACAAAUAGAUAAUUUAAUCAGCUGUUUGUAGUCUUUACAAUUAAUCAACACAAACAAGUACAACCUACAAGAUCAGUUCAGAUACUUCUAUGUAAAACUAAAUUCAAAUUACACAUAUGCAAAAUAUUCUAAAUCUCAUUGUAUUGAAUGACAUGCAGUGAUCUAUUUCUGUUUGUUUGUGCACUUGAUUAGCAUUUCAGUAAGUGUAAAAAAUUUAUGCCAGAGAGCUGCUGAAAAAUGUACUAUCUGUUAAAAAGUGCAGUUGUAGAAAAUCCAUAUCAGAGUGUGUUGCUUCACAUUUCCACAUACGUAUUGUGGAUUACAAAUAGUAUUUAUCUUCCUUAAGUGACUUUUCCGAAAUGUUCUUUACUUACUUUAACUGUGGACUACGUAAUUCCAGCUCUCAAUCAGAAACAACUGCAAAACAUUGACAAGUCAAAUGGGGCUGUAAUUGCAUCAGCAGUGAUUGGUAUAGUGUAUUAAUGACCUGGAACACAAGAGUAAAUAGCAAAACUCAUGCAAUGGUGUUUAAAGAGAAUAUUGCACUGUUUCAGAUGAAUUGCCCAUCUUGGCUGGGGACCCACAGGGAGCUUUGGCCUUUGCUUACCUGUUGGUUAGGGAGGAGAAUUGACUGGGUUUGGACCGCCAAUAGUGAGCCCUGCUGUUAGAUGCCAGGCCAGGCCAGGCCAGGUGAACUCUCCACCCCAGGUGCAUUGCUUAGGUUCAGUGGUUAAAAAGAUCUCUCUCUAUGUGAGUUUCAGGGGUCUGGUUACAAUCAAACUGAGCAUUUCAAAUCCUGUAUUUAACUAAUCAUUAUGAUUGAUACUGUUUACACAAGCCACCCCUCCCUAGCAGGUAAUAAUAAAAAUACCACAUAAAAUGUGAAUUAGCACACUGAUGAAGGCAGUAGCCAAAACGUUUUGUCUAGAGGUUUUACCUUUUGAUUUGAGCGCUUUAUUUAUGGAUACAUUGUGGAGAAAACGUGAGUAGAGAAUUACAGCAGCCACAGUAAAUAGUGUUGUCACAGUGUGUUCUCUACAAUACGGCAUUACAUCUGGACCAGAGGCUCUAGUCUCAACAUGUUUUACACUGUAUUAAAAUUAAACAUGUGUAACUGAACUAGGUCAUUGGUUUUCUACUGCUGGGUUGUGGCUGAAUCUCAAUAUCUGUAUUGAGCCAGCGUGGGGGGUUUCUGCCAGGCUGACAGAGAGGGCACUGCAGCUGCAGAUACCGUCCAUACUACUAAACCAGGAGCAGGCAUGACUGGACAGAGCUCUGGAAGACCUCAACCAUGCUGUACUGCCAUGGUGUUACACUGAUAACCAGUCAUGCUGUACUCACAUGGUGUUACACUGAUAACCAGUCAUGCUGUACUCACAUGGUGUUACACUGAUAACCAGUCAUGCUUAACUCACAUGGUGUUACACUGAUAACCAGUUAUGCUGUACUCACAUGGUGUUACACUGAACCAAUCAUGUUCUACUCACAUGGUGUUACACUGAUAACCAGUCAUGCUCUACUCACAUGGUGUUACACUGAUAACCAGUCAUGCUGUACUACCAUGGUGUUACACUGAACCAAUCAUGCUCUACUCACAUGGUGUUACACUGAAUCAGUCAUGCUGUACUCACAUGGUGUUACACUGAACCAGUCAUGCUCUACUCACAUGGUGUUACACUGAACCAGUCAUGCUCUACUCACAUGGUGUUACACUGAACCAGUCAUGAUGUACUGCCAUGGUGUUAAACUGAUAAUCAGGCAUGCUGUACUCACAUGGUGUUACACUGAACCAAUCAUGCUCUACUCACAUGGUGUAACACUGAACCAGUCAUGAUGUACUGCCAUGGUGUUAAACUGAUAAUCAGGCAUGCUGUACUACCAUGGUGUUACACUGUUCUUUAUAGCGCAGGAGGAGGGCUUUGUAAGGGUUUUAGUAUUUUGUUUAAAAAAUAAAACAUGUCAUUGUAAUCUGCUGCAUCUGGGCAUCUGAGUAUUUAAUUGUAGAUCCGAAUGCCUCGUUCAGUCUUGCAUCUGGAAUCCAAGAGUGCUGAAAGAAUAAUUUCCAGAUUUUUUAAAUAUUCAUAAUUAUUAUUAUUAUUAUUAUUAUUAUUAUUAUUAUU
Molecule: messenger RNA, 7920 nt
Organism: Polyodon spathula (Mississippi paddlefish)
Lineage: Eukaryota; Metazoa; Chordata; Actinopteri; Acipenseriformes; Polyodontidae
Gene: patj
Product: PATJ crumbs cell polarity complex component
Exons: 30
Coding region: 335-3697 (1120 amino acids)
Molecular function (GO): protein binding
Source: RefSeq, a predicted model, not a curated record